CUUGUUUAAAAACAAUCUCUCACUCAUUUUGGAUCAUCGCUUUCGUUUAGUAUUUGCUGAAACUUUUACCAAUACUUGUAGCUGUUCAACCGGAGAAAUUUGUUCUUUCGAUUUUUUUUUUUUUUUCCAGUAUGCAAUUUCAAUGUCUUGUGGGAUAUGCUACAAAUUAUAAAAUCCUGUUAAUAUAUUCAUGUCAUACCGACUUUGGAAUCUAUUGGUUCAUUUGAGGCGGUUAUUUUUGCCUUCACUUUCGUUGUUCAAUGUAAUCUCAGUUUAAUUUCGGCACUGGUUUUGAUCUCUGGCUAUUUUUAUCUCAAGUAGCGUUUCCGUUGCCUUUCACAUUUAGUUGAGUUCUACGUUCUUUUCUGUUCUGGUUUCUGAUUGCUAGAUUUAAAUUUUAUUUGUAGUCAUUCGUUUUCUUAUGAUUAUACCGUUUUUUUGGAAGUACUUUAUAAGUCGUGGAAUUCACGAUUCAGAGUUAGGGUGUUCACGACGUAGAGAUAGUGCGUGUUUGCGCUUUUGCGUAUGCUUCCUUAUAUAUGCUGGGAGUUUACAGUAUCGGAAAUAUUUUUAUUUCCUAAAUAAGAUUUGUUAGCUCUGCAGAACAUUUAGAUGUUCAUCAUUGAGCUUUGAGAUUGGUCGCCACUGUUUGUGUAGACAGUUGAAUCGAUAGUGAUGGGUUGGUUUAGAGCUGGUUCUGGUGUAGUAAAGCUUGCCAUUAGGAGAACUAUAUCUCAGGGUGGAUCAUAUGCAAUAAGAAAACGAAUCCUUACAUCACAGAACCGGCAUUUUCACACCACUGUCUUCAGAUCGAAGGCGCAAGCUGCACCUGUUCCUCGUCCUGUGCCCCUCUCUAGGCUAACUGACAGCUUCCUAGAUGGGACAAGCAGUGUCUACUUGGAGGAGCUUCAAAGGGCUUGGGAAGCUGAUCCAGCUAGUGUUGAUGAGUCGUGGGACAAUUUCUUUAGAAAUUUCGUUGGUCAAGCCACAUCCCCUGGAAUUUCAGGCCAAACAAUUCAAGAGAGUAUGCGGCUGUUGUUGCUUGUGAGGGCUUACCAAGUUAAUGGCCACAUGAAAGCCAAGCUGGAUCCUUUGGGUUUGGAAGAACGAGAAAUACCAAAGGGAUUGGACCCUGCUCUUUAUGGGUUCACAGAAGCUGAUCUUGAUAGAGAAUUCUUUUUGGGUAUGUGGAAUAUGUCUGGCUUUUUGUCUGAAAACCGACCUGUGCAGACCCUUAGAUACAUAUUGACCCGACUUGAACAGGCUUACUGUGGGAGCAUUGGGUAUGAGUACAUGCACAUUGCAGAUCGUGAUAAAUGUAAUUGGUUAAGAGAGAAGAUUGAAACCCCAACUACGAUGCAAUACAAUCGGCAGCGCCGUGAGGUAAUUCUUGAUAGACUUAUAUGGAGUACACAGUUUGAGAACUUUUUGGCUACUAAGUGGACUACUGCAAAGAGGUUUGGGCUUGAAGGUGGGGAAACUCUUAUUCCGGGCAUGAAGGAGAUGUUUGAUAGGGCAGCAGAUCUUGGGGUUGAGAGCAUAGUUAUUGGAAUGCCUCACAGAGGAAGAUUGAAUGUAUUGGGUAAUGUGGUUAGGAAGCCAUUGCGGCAGAUAUUUAGUGAGUUUAGUGGUGGUACAAAGCCUGUGGAUGAAAUUGGCCUUUAUACAGGAACUGGUGAUGUCAAGUAUCACCUGGGAACUUCUUAUGAUCGACCAACUAGAGGAGGAAAGAGAAUACAUUUGUCUUUGGUUGCAAACCCAAGUCACUUGGAAGCUGUGGAUCCAGUUGUUGUUGGAAAAACUAGAGCAAAGCAAUAUUACUCAAAUGAUGUGGACAGGAUCAAGAAUAUGGGUGUUUUGAUUCACGGAGAUGGUAGCUUUGCCGGACAAGGUGUAGUGUAUGAAACUCUGCAUCUUAGUGCUCUUCCAAACUACACUACUGGUGGCACUAUACACAUAGUGGUGAACAACCAAGUUGCCUUCACAACUGAUCCGAGGGCAGGCAGAUCUUCACAGUAUUGCACUGAUGUUGCAAAAGCCUUGAAUGCUCCGAUUUUCCAUGUAAAUGGUGAUGAUGUGGAGGCAGUUGCUCAGGUUUGCGAGCUUGCAGCUGAGUGGCGCCAGACUUUCCAUUCAGAUGUUGUGGUCGAUUUAGUGUGCUAUCGUCGUUUCGGGCACAAUGAGAUUGAUGAACCAUCCUUCACGCAGCCCAAAAUGUACAAGGUUAUCCGGAAUCAUCCAUCAGCUCUUGAGAUUUAUCAAAACAAACUAUUAGAAUCCGGGCAGGUGACUAAGGAAGACAUUGAUAAGAUAAAGGAUAAGGUCAUUAAGAUCCUUGAUGAAGAAUUCUUGGCUAGCAAAGAUUAUGUUCCAAAAAAAAGGGACUGGCUUUCAUCACACUGGUCUGGGUUCAAAUCACCUGAACAGCUUUCACGAGUCCGAAACACUGGGGUAAACCCAGACAUUUUGAAGAAUGUUGGCAAAGCAAUCACACACCUUCCAGAUAACUUUAAGCCUCACAGAGCAGUGAAAAAGGUCUAUGAGCAACGUGCUCAAAUGAUUGAAACAGGUGAAGGCAUCGACUGGGCAGUUGCCGAAGCACUUGCUUUUGCUACAUUGCUUGUGGAAGGUAACCACGUUCGAUUGAGUGGUCAGGACGUUGAAAGAGGUACAUUUAGUCAUCGCCAUGCUGUAGUUCAUGAUCAGGAAACCGGGAAGCAGUAUUGCCCUCUGGAUCAUGUAAUCAUGAACCAAGAUGAGGAGAUGUUUACUGUUAGCAACAGUUCUCUUUCAGAGUUUGGUGUUCUUGGAUUUGAGUUAGGUUACUCUAUGGAAAACCCAAAUUCAUUGGUAAUAUGGGAAGCUCAGUUUGGCGAUUUUGCGAAUGGGGCUCAAGUUAUAUUUGAUCAGUUUUUGAGCAGUGGGGAGUCUAAGUGGCUUCGUCAAACCGGGCUCGUUGUGCUGCUUCCCCAUGGUUACGAUGGCCAAGGUCCAGAACAUUCCAGUGCACGGUUGGAGCGUUUUCUUCAGAUGAGUGAUGACAAUCCUUAUGUUAUUCCUGAGAUGGAUCAAACUCUUCGGACUCAAAUUCAGCAAUGCAAUUGGCAGGUCGUUAAUGUCACAACUCCUGCUAAUUACUUCCAUGUCUUGCGGCGUCAAAUACACAGGGAUUUUCGUAAGCCUCUCAUCUCAAUGGCUCCUAAAAACUUGCUUCGUCACAAGGACUGUAAAUCCAAUUUGUCCGAGUUUGAUGAUGUCCAAGGCCACCCAGGUUUUGACAAACAGGGGACUAGAUUUAAGCGACUAAUAAAGGAUCAGAAUUUUCAUUCUGAUCUUGAGGAGGGUAUUAGGCGCCUGGUUCUUUGCUCUGGAAAGGUUUAUUACGAGCUGGAUGAAGAGCGAAAAAAGGUGGGUGUGAAGGAUGUUGCAAUAUGUAGGGUUGAACAGCUUUGCCCCUUCCCGUAUGACCUGAUACAGCGAGAGCUGAAGCGAUAUCCAAAUGCCGAAAUUGUCUGGUGCCAGGAAGAGCCAAUGAACAUGGGUGGAUACAGUUAUGUUGCACCCCGCCUUUGCACUGCCAUGAAAGCACUGUGCAGAGGAACUAUGGAGGACAUCAAGUACGCUGGACGCCCUCCGUCUGCUGCCACAGCUACCGGUUUCUAUCAGGUUCACGUCAAGGAACAGACUGAACUUGUGCAGAAAGCCUUGCAGCGUGAACCAAUAAACUAUCCUUUUUAAGGGUUGUCAGCGCUGGUCAGCGGUUAUCUCCUGCCUGAUGUUUCGUUCAGCCAUUUGAAACUGUUACAUGCGGCUGAAUACACCCCUGCAUACUACAGCUUGAAGCCUCGUGGCACCGGUACCGCAUACCUUGUUUGCUUUUUUACCCUUUGGUUUGACGCAAGGGUGGACGUACAGAGAUGAAACUUAUCCAAUAAUUAUGCAUCUAUAACUACGUGAAAUGGACUUUGAUUAAAAGGGCUUUCUCAUUUCUGUAACUUCAGAUGAAAAAGUAAAACAAGGAAGCAAGGCAUGUUUUUUACAGUUUUAGCUAGCAACCCACAGACCAACAUGAUGCUCCAGCCAGGCAUGGAAGCAGAUGUAGUAGUAGGUAACAGUUUUGUGGAAGGGAUAUUAUUGGUUGUGGAGCUGCUUACAAAAUGCUUGUUCCUGUUAUUGGUAGCUGACUAUGCUAAUCCAACCGAAAUUCCCAAAAUAAUGGGGUCUUGAAAUUAGUCAAUCAGAUGGAAGAAGUGCACAUCAGUCAAGAACGGUAAAUUAGUCAUGGUAAGGUUAGCGAUAUCAUGGCAUCUUGGUGACUCUUAAGAAAUAAAGACUUCACGCUCAGAAAGAACCGGAUUUGAAUCAAUACGGACUGAUCUGGUUUGAUCUUAACUUGUUGGAGUAAGCACAAAAUCCAAAAUACACCAAAAGUAGUUUCUACUGAAAUUGGUGGCUCCUAGGUCAUACGUACGUUGUUCACAGCACACUAACUAGUUGUGCCUUUUUAGACAACGUAUCAAACGCGUGCUACAUGAUAGAUGCACUUGUUAUGGUAUGAGAUGUACCGCAUUUUCACUUAACAAAAACGAUUAAUUAAACUA
Molecule: messenger RNA, 4601 nt
Organism: Carya illinoinensis
Lineage: Eukaryota; Viridiplantae; Streptophyta; Magnoliopsida; Fagales; Juglandaceae
Product: 2-oxoglutarate dehydrogenase, mitochondrial-like
Exons: 9
Coding region: 676-3738 (1020 amino acids)
Biological process (GO): tricarboxylic acid cycle
Cellular component (GO): oxoglutarate dehydrogenase complex; mitochondrion
Molecular function (GO): thiamine pyrophosphate binding; oxoglutarate dehydrogenase (succinyl-transferring) activity
Source: RefSeq, a predicted model, not a curated record